AUGACGGAGGGCAAAGGAGAUCCAUGUCGGGUGGUUGAAGACAGCUUUGGAGCUAUAGAAGUCCCCUUGGAUAGUUAUUAUGGGGCACAAACUGAAAGAUCCAGGAGGAAUUUCAACAUAUGCCUACCCCAAGAUAAAAUACCUUUGUCUGUGGUGUAUGCUCUUGCUAUGUUGAAGGAAAUAGCAGCCGGUAUUAAUUGUGCGAAGUCAAGGAUAAGCUCAGACGAAGCCACCGCGAUCAUUGGGGCUUGUCGCGAAGUGUACUCCGGAAAACUCGAUGAUCAGUUCCCGCUAAGUAUCUGGCAAACGGGUUCAGGGACGCAAACAAAUAUGAAUGUAAAUGAAGUUGUCGCCAACAGAGCUACCGAACUGUUGUGCGGGUCCAGAACCGGUCAGCCUAGAAUUCACCCCAAUGAUCACGUUAAUUGCGGUCAAAGCUCGAACGAUAUAUUCCCCACUGCGAUGAACUUAAGUGUAUCACUGGAGACUGCUUGGAACACUAUCCCUGCCCUUGAAUCCCUGGUAGAUGCGAUAAACGCAAAAGCUUCCCAGUUUCGUGAUGUUGUGAAAAUCGGACGGACUCAUCUUCAGGAUGCCGUGCCUAUGACAUUCGGUCAGGAGCUGGGGUCUUUUGGAGCGCGGCUGUCAAAUACCAUCGGACUGAUUAGGCAAGGCGUGAAGUCCAUUUGCAACCUCGCCGUUGGGGGUACUGCUGUUGGGACGGGACUAAACAGUACCAAGGGCUUUGACUUGGAGAUGUGUGACGGCGUGACCAAGCUUGUGGAGGAAACGUUGAGACAGCGUUAUGGUGAUACUGCCAAUAAGUACAUGAAACUAACGUUCACACCAGCGGAAAACAAAUUCGCUGCUCUUGCGGGACACGAUGACCUGUUACAACUGAGCAGUUGCUUUAAUCAGACGGCUACCAUACUUUUCAAACUGGCUGGAGAUUUCGCGUUGCUGAGCUCGGGUCCAAGCUGUGGGCUAGGUGAAUUGAUAUUACCUCCCAACGAACCUGGGUCAAGUAUAAUGCCAGGCAAGGUGAAUCCGACCCAGUGCGAGGCGCUGCGAAUGGUCAGUUUACAAGUGAUGGGCAAUCAUUUCACAACGAGUAUGGCUGCAUCACUGGGUCAACUACAGCUAAAUGUUUUCAAACCACUUAUUGUGGCCAAAAUGCUGCACUCGUGUCGACUGCUUCGGGAUGCUGCCAUUAGUUUCACGCGAAAUUGUGUUGAAGGAUUGCAAAUCAACCAUCGUCGUGUGGAAGAACACGUCCGAAACUCCUUGAUGCUAGUCACGGCGUUGACUCCUCAUAUUGGAUAUGACAAAGCCGCUCGUUUGGCCAAGUAUGCGAAAGAAAACAGUCUAACGUUGCGCGAGGCGGCAUUAAAAUUAGACAUGGUCAGCGCUGAGGAGUUCGAUCGUGUCGUUCGACCAGCAUCUAUGGCAUUUCCAUUUUCUGAGGAAAAUAUGAACAAUAACUAACUGCUUCUUGUUAUUUGUGCCAACUCGUGUUUUUCAUUAGGAAGUCCUUAGAUGUCAUUGUUGAAUUCAAAUUGUUCAUUUCCAUGUUCCUACUCCUGUGAUUUCGUUCGCUUUUGGCCUGGCCUAUCUUAUUGUUUAUUUCAUCUGUCGUUUACAUCAGUUGUCGUGAAAUUGGUGGGGCAGCUAGCGUUCUUAGCGAAUUUUCGUUCCCCAGGUUGGGAGUUCACUUAGGGGAUUUUGUUCCAAAAUGCGGAACGUGGUUAAAUAUGGAUGGUUUGGGCAAGGUCACUGUUACCCAAAUUACGUUUUUAUCCGAUGCAAGUGAUCUUAUCACUGCUAAUACACUAAACUUC
Opisthorchis viverrini is the source of this 1838-nucleotide messenger RNA. RefSeq lists its product as hypothetical. Gene Ontology annotation, biological process: fumarate metabolic process; malate metabolic process; tricarboxylic acid cycle. The coding region runs from base 1 to 1485 and encodes 494 amino acids. Gene Ontology annotation, molecular function: fumarate hydratase activity. The record is from RefSeq and is a predicted model, not a curated record. Gene Ontology annotation, cellular component: tricarboxylic acid cycle heteromeric enzyme complex. The transcript has 6 exons. Lineage: Eukaryota; Metazoa; Platyhelminthes; Trematoda; Opisthorchiida; Opisthorchiidae.